ACGCAUGCGUGAAAAUCUACUGCUCACUCUGCUCACUCGAACGAUAACUUUUGGUCUUCACACAAUACCCGUAGUUAGCGAAUGUCUUCUGCCUGCAAGCAUGUUAGCUGUGAAUGUAGCCGCCGACAUGGUUUAGCAACAUUACUCUUUAAUAAUUAAGCGACUAAAAUUGUUUUGUGUAGUUUCAGUCCUUGGGAUAUUAUAGUAUAAAUGCCUCGUUAUGCUCAACUCGUGAUGGGCCCCGCGGGAAGUGGAAAGAGUACCUACUGCUCUACACUGAUCCAGCAUGCAGAAGCCAUAAACCGCUCUGUACAGGUGGUCAACCUAGACCCAGCCGCUGAACACUUUGAUUACCCGGUCAUGGCAGAUAUCCGGGAGCUGAUUAUGGUGGAUGAUGUGAUGGAGGAUGAGUCACUGAGGUUCGGCCCAAAUGGAGGGCUGGUGUUCUGCAUGGAGUACUUUGCCAACAACUUUGACUGGCUGGAGGAGAGCCUGGGCCACGUGGAGGAUGACUACAUACUGUUUGACUGUCCUGGUCAAAUAGAGCUCUACACACACCUCCCUGUGAUGAGGCAGCUCGUAGAGCAGCUCCAGCAAUGGGAAUUCCGUGUUUGUGGCGUCUUCCUGGUAGACUCGCAGUUCAUGGUGGAGACCUUCAAGUUCAUCUCUGGUAUCAUGGCUGCUUUGAGUGCAAUGGUGUCUUUGGAGAUUCCAACAGUCAACAUAAUGUCUAAAAUGGACCUGCUGAGUCCCAAGGCCAAAAAGGAAAUUGAAAAAUACCUGGACCCAGACAUGUACUCAAUGAUGGAGGACAACUCUGUCACCAUUAGGAGCAAGAAGUUCAAGAAGCUAACCAAAGCCAUCUGUGGCUUGAUUGAUGACUACAGCAUGGUGAGAUUCCUGCCAUUUGACCGCACAGAUGAAGAAGGCAUCAACAUAGUGCUUCAGCACAUUGACUUUUCCAUACAAUACGGAGAAGACUUGGAGUUCAAGGAGCCAAAGGAGCCUGAGGAGGAGCCUGACAACACAAAUUAUGAUGAUUUAUUUCAGGACAAAGUAGAGGACUGAGAGGUGACAUAAGAGGCCCAGAAAGAAAAUCAUAACAUUUGAUGGUCAGAGGGAAAUGUUAAUUGCAGUAUCAUGCCACAUAAUUAUUUAUUUAUAGACUUAUUAUGUCUGUUUAAAAAUGUUUUAGUUAUCAUUUUAAAAUUGUGUAUAGUGUAUUGUGACCCUGAUAUUGCAAACCCCCCCCGUUGAAUAUUUGGAUUAUAUUUUUUUGAAUAAAAACUAUUGUAAAACAG
Molecule: messenger RNA, 1301 nt
Organism: Oncorhynchus kisutch (coho salmon)
Lineage: Eukaryota; Metazoa; Chordata; Actinopteri; Salmoniformes; Salmonidae
Product: GPN-loop GTPase 3
Exons: 8
Coding region: 211-1068 (285 amino acids)
Molecular function (GO): GTPase activity
Source: RefSeq, a predicted model, not a curated record